This is a messenger RNA of Pisolithus orientalis, 1449 nucleotides long. RefSeq lists its product as uncharacterized. NCBI's taxonomy places the organism in Eukaryota, Fungi, Basidiomycota, Agaricomycetes, Boletales, Pisolithaceae. The coding region runs from base 1 to 1449 and encodes 482 amino acids. The transcript is spliced from 13 exons. The record is from RefSeq and is a predicted model, not a curated record.
AUGCCCUUUAGUCCCCCAGGUUGGACGCACCCUUCCGUCGCAGAGGCGACGCCAGACAACCAGUCUGCUAUAUAUGAAGUGCCGGCAGGGGCGGGUAAUGAAAUGUCCCACCGAUAUAGUGAUACACGAGGAUACACGAGGCAGAGUGACCUUAGUCACGCUGCGCAAGGCACACUCCACCGCGCGUGCAUGUUUAGAACUGGCCUGUCACCGCUCCGUGACUGGAGUGGCCUUGGCAUCUCCGACAUCACCGUUUGGAGAACGUUCCCUUCGAAGAGGUCACACCGCCUCCUUUCAACAAAUCUGAUCCGACCUAGGCCUCCUAUCACAAGUUUGGUGCUAGACGUCACGAUUAUACUUUUGGCCAUUAAUCAUACCAUUCACAACACUGGUGAUGCUAGUUGCGGCCCCUCGGAGAAUAACGAAAACACGAGGGGAAAAAAGUUGGUGCAGCAUUGCAAACUCUACGAGAGAGACUUUAGCAGUGUUCACGCUCCUGAUCACUUCUGGAAAAUGUCUUUUCAGUUACCUUCGCCACCAAAUGCAGUUAACUCAGUGGAGCUGACCAAGUACCACUCAACGUUCCUGGACCACUCCGGCUCAGUUGGUGGAAAAAUACCAUCUUCGGGGCAAGCCGUCAUCCAGCGGAAUUCCUUGAACACAUGUCCGACGACUUUGCUUCUGAGUUUAAUCUUGGAUAGUCAAGACGGCAAUUGCGGGGUUGCGCUUUCACUGGAAGAGGCGUUUCCACCCGCAAAUGUCGUGAGGAAGACGGAAAUAGGCAAAGGAAUCCAGUACAGCGCAGAUACUGCUAAGUAUCAUCGACAUUGCAUUUCAGACCCAGCGAAAAUAGGAGUGUCAACGAAGUUUCCGAGUCCACAUUUUCUGGGUACCGUUUUCGUUGCCACUAACAAGUCUCCGGAGAACAUAUGGCUAUCUGACGGAAUUGCUGCACCGUUGCAGGCCCGCCUGUCGUUACUGUGGGAUGCUGAGCCAUCCGUUCGUAACGGAGCCGAUCGAAUAGACUCUGAACGUUCAGCACCAGUGGCCACAGCUAAUUGGAGAGAUUCUGUUGCCUGGACAUGGAGGGGCUGUCGCAGGGACUACGUGUCACGUGGUCACAGAAAUUCACGAACUGUCACAGGAUGUCACGUUUCUCAGCUUGCUCGUCAUUCCCAAAAAUUCAGUCUUGGGUGCACGCCAAGACACUCGUGUAAACGAGCAGGCCACAGCAUCAACAGAGGUUUAGAAGUGGCGCUGGCGGAAAUGAGCGCGCGUGUGGAUAGAUGGGUACUGGGCAUGCCGGAAUGCGAUGACUGCAGCAAUUUCGCGAUCGCCAUCAACGACACGAAUCUCAAGUGUGUUCGUGGCAGAGAGCCACAAACUCCAGUGAACUCCCGCCAAACCGUGGAGUGGCCCUAUGCAUGUGUUGUGCGCCUGGCGUUCUGA